AUGGUCAGCAGUGUGAACUCGUGGAGUGGUUCCAUUGAGAUCGGUGACCGCCUUGGACCCGUCCUCGCUGACUUCCCCAGCAGCGCCACGGGCCUCAAGGGGGGGUCCUGGGUGGUGUCUGGCUGCUCGGUGCUGCGGGACGGGCGCUCCAUCCUGGAGGAGUACGGGAGAGACCUGGACCAGCUGUUGGAGGGGGACCGCGUGGGGAUCCAGCGCACCGCGCAGGGGGAGCUGCAUCUGUGGGUGAACGGCCACGAUUGCGGCGUGGCGGCUUUCGGGCUGCCCCCCCGGGUGUGGGCCGUGGUGGAUCUGUACGGGAAGUGCACCCAGAUCACCGUGGAGUCUUGUGAGCCCCCCUCGGAGAGAGAGGGGGAGGAGGGAGAGGGGGAGGUGGAGGAGCAGAGGGAGGAGGCUGCAUUACCAGCUCCCGCAGUGGAGGAGGAAGUACCAGUGUUGCUUCAGAGCCAAAGUCGUCCAGACAAGCUCCCAAACAGCCUGGAUACAGAGAAUGAUUUCACAGAGCAGGAGCUCUCCAGUGUCGUGAACAACGCGAUCCUGUCGGCGUGCUGCGGAGGCGGGGGGAGUAGCGACAGCGGGGGGGGUCUGCUGGAGAUACCUGGGGGAGGGGUCGGAGGGGUCUCCCCGGUGGGCGGAGUCUCCCCGGUGGGCGGGGUCACCACGAACGAUGCCCUGCUGUUCCACGAAAAGUGCGGCACGCUCAUCAAGCUGAGCAACAACAACAAGACCGCGGAGCGCCGACGGCCCCUGGACGAGUUCAACAACGGGGUGGUGAUGACCAACCGGCCACUGAGGGACAACGAGACCUUCGAGAUCCGCAUUGACAAGCUGGUCGACAAGUGGUCGGGUUCGAUAGAGAUCGGAGUGACGACUCACAACCCCAAUAACCUGGACUACCCUGCCACCAUGACCAACCUGAGAUCAGGCACCAUUAUGAUGAGUGGCUGUGGGAUUCUGACCAACGGGAAGGGGACGCGCCGGGAAUACUGUGAGUUCAGUCUGGAUGAGCUGCAGGAAGGGGAUCACAUCGGGCUGAUGAGGAAAGUGGGCGGAGCGCUGCAUUUCUGUAUCAACGGCAUCGACCAGGGUAUAGCUGCCACACAGACCCCCCCCACGGUGUACGGCGUGGUUGACCUCUACGGCAUGGCGGUCAAGGUGACCAUCGUCCACAACCACAACCACAGCGACCGUCUGCGGAGGAACAACGCCAUCAUGCGGGCGCUGUCCCCCGACGUGGGGCGGGGACGCGGCGCCCUGCAGCUGGGAGGAGACCCCGACAGCGACCGGCUGCUCUUCCACCUCAACUGCGGCCAGAAAGCGGCCAUCAUCAACGAGGGCAGGACCGCGCUGCGGCCACAUGCCACGGACGAUUUCAACCACGGCGUGGUCCUGAGCGCCCGCCCCCUGCGCAGCAACGAGGUCUUCCAGGUGCGCAUUGACAAGAUGGUGGACAAGUGGGCGGGGUCGAUCGAGAUCGGAGUCACCACCCACAACCCCGCCUACCUGCAGCUGCCCUCCACCAUGACCAACCUCCGCUCAGGUACUUGGAUGAUGACCGGGAAUGGAGUCAUGCACAACGGAACCACGAUCCUGGACGAAUACGGACACAACCUGGACCGCUUGAAGGCUGGUGAUACGGUGGGGGUGGUACGGAAGGACGAUGGCAGUCUGCACUUCUUUGUGAACGGAGUGGCUCAGGGUCCCGCUGCCUGGAAUGUGCCCCACAGUGUGUACGCUGUGGUGGAUCUGUAUGGACAGGCAGCCCAGGCUACCAUCAUGGAUGACAUGGCGGAUCUGCCCCCCCUCCCCGACGAUAUCUCCGAGGGCAACAACCAGCUGUCUCCCAGCAGCCCUUGCUCAGUGGUGUCGGCCAAUGACCUUCGCUUCCAUCAUCUCCACGGCAGCAAUGCUGUCAUCACCAACGGGGGCCGGACCGCCCUGAGACAGAACUGUCGCAGCGAGUUCAACGACGCCAUCGUCAUCUCCAACAGGUCCCUGCGGGACGGAGAGCUCUUUGAAAUCGUGAUUCAGAAGAUGGUGGAUCGCUGGUCGGGGUCUAUUGAGGCUGGAGUGACUGCGAUCAGGCCGGGGGAGCUGGAGUUUCCCAACACCAUGACUGACAUCGACUACGAUACCUGGAUGCUCAGUGGCACGGCCAUCAUGCAGGACGGCAACACCAUGCGCAACAACUACGGCUGUGACCUGGACUCCCUGACCACGGGCUCCAGGAUCGGGAUGAUGCGCUCGGCCACGGGGGACCUGCACUACUACAUCAACGGCGUGGACCAGGGCGUGGCCUGCUCGGGGCUGCCCGCUGAGAAAGAGGUGUUUGCAGUUAUUGAUCUGUACGGUCAGUGUGUCCAGGUGGCCAUCACAAGUUCCUCCGGCCCUCUGGAUAACAGUCUGUCCACCUGCAACAUCACAGAGAAGAGCUUCCCCAUUCACUCUCCAGUCCCGGGGGUGGCUCACCGGCUCCACAGUAACCACGGGAAGAACGUGAUGCUGCAGAGCGAGGGCUGCCAGGCUGUGCGAGGGGGCGGAUACUCGCAUGGCAUCGUCUUCAGCAUCAAGGAGCUCAAAUCAGACGAGCUCUUCGAGGUGAAGAUUGAUGAGGUGGACGAGCAGUGGUCAGGCUCUCUCCACAUUGGACUGACCACCCUGCAGCCGGCAGACAUCCCCUGCACCUUCCCUGGCCUGUCCUCACGCCUGCUCGACCUCCGCACAAAGGUCACCUGGCUGGUCACGGGCUCAGAGGUCCGGCGCAACGGUACCCUUCAGAAACAGAACUACGGGUGCUCUCUGGAUCGACUGAGGGUGGGGAAUCGUGUGGGUGUGAAGCGAUGCAGUGAUGAUUCCAUGCACAUCCUGAUCGACGGAGAGGACAUGGGGCCAGCUGCCACUGCAGUAGCCAAGAAUGUGUACGCGGUGCUGGACCUGUACGGUCGCGUGACAGCGGUGUCAGUCGUGAGCUCCACUGUUCUGGACGAGACUGAGGGCACCAAGGUCCCCUCCCUGUCUUCAGAGAUCUGCAGUGAGGAGGAAGAGGAGCCCACUCCGUGUGAGAAUGAGGCUCCUCUGGUUCCCACCACGAUGCAGUUCCUGGAGAAUCAUGGGAAGAACAUCCUCUUGUCCAAUCAGAACCUCACUGCCACCCGCGUCUCCAGCUACAACCAGGGCCUGCUGGUCACGAACCAGCCCCUCCCCCGACAGCAGCUCUUCCAGGUGCAGAUUGAUCGCUUGAACCCCACGUGGACCUCCUCCUUGUCUCUGGGAGUGAUUGGCAGCUCUCUGGAGAGGAGCAGCUUCCCCUCCACUGCCUGCUGCCUCAAGCGCUCCUCCUGGCUGCUGCAGAGAGGCUGCGUCUUCCACAACUCACUCAAGAUCUGCGACAACUACGGCCCCAACUUGGACACAUGUCCCGAGGGGACGGUGCUGGGGCUGCUGGUGGACGCUAACAGCUGCCUGCACCUGUAUGUGAACGGCAUGGACCAGGGGGUGGCCGCCCAAGACAUCCCCAGCCCCUGCUUCCCUCUGCUGGAUCUGUACGGCCAGUGUGAGCAGGUUACCAUAGUUACCAACGAUGUGCCGGCGGUGGGUGGAGACAGCAGCAACCCCCGUUGCCAAGGCGACAUGGAGAAGGCAGACAUGGUAGAUGGUAUCAAAGAGAGCGUGUGCUGGACCCCCCCUCUUGAGGUGAACCCCAUGAAGAUGUGUGAAUACCAGGCGCUGUGCAGCCGCUUCAAAGAUCUGCUCUCCCUGCCAGACGGUUACUUCAAUGAAGACCUCAAGGCUAACCUGUGCUAUUGUGAGUCGUGCCACAAGCUGCGCGGGGACGAGGCAUACUACAAGAGAGGGGAGCCCCCCCGGGACUACGCUGCGCCCUUCGGCUGGUGCUGCUUCUCGCUGAGGAUUAACCCACGCUGUGACGCGGCCAACACCUUCAAGAAGUGGCACAUGGCAUACCACGGUACGAGCGUGGGGGCGCUGCGCAGGACCCUGGACCAGAGCGAGCUCGUUACAGGCAGUGCGUCGAUAUUCUCUGCAGCGCAGACCAAGGGUGACGUGCAGAACGGCUACAGCGAGCCAGAGGAGAACAGCGCCCCCGAGAGAGAGGAGGUGAAAGUGCAGCUCUCCCCGACCAUGCGCUACUCCGGUCUGGACAACUUUGCCCCCAAAGUGCAAUUCAGGGACCCCCGCUCUCUGCGCUGUCACCAUGCCCAGGUAGCCCUGCAGGUGUGUGUGCGUCCUGGCUCCUACAAGAUCGGGGCGCAGAGCCUGGGGCUGAGCGAGGCCCUGGACCCCCGAUUCAGCAACAGCGAGAUCGAGUGGAUCAGCAAGGAGAAGGGGGGCACCCUGCUGUACGGACUCCUGAUCAGGAUAGAGUAGGGGGGGUGGAGGGGGGGGGUAGGAGGGGAGCUUCAGAAACAUCUAGACUGUGUGAAGCUCUAAUGAUCUGGAAAGAGGCACGGACUUCAACCUUCAGAAACAUUGAGACUGUGUGAAGCUCUAAUGAUGUGGAGAGAGGCAUGGACUUCAACCUUCAGAAACAUCGAGACUGUGUGAAGCUCUAAUGAUCUGGAGAGAGGCAUGGACUUCAACCUUCAGAAACAUCGAGACUGUGUGAAGCUCUAAUGAUCUGGAGAGAGGCAUGGACUUCAACCUUCAGAAACAUCUAGACUGUGUGAAGCCCUAAUGAUCUGGAGAGAGGCACGGACUUCAACCUUCAGAAACAUCGAGACUGUGUGAAGCUCUAAUGACCUGGAGAGAGGCACGGACUCACAGCUGAUCUACAGACGCCUCAUGGAGCAGGGAGGCGGAGAGAGGGGGGAGCUAUGAAUCUCAAAACUUCAGGAACAUCGAGAUGGAUCUGGAGAGAGAGGGGAGAGAGGCACAGACUCAGUUUAAUUCCACGUUGUCCAUGUUCUAUCCCUCUCUCUCUCUCCUACAUCCAGUUAUUUGGGGAACUAAAAAUUCCUCCAAAUGAUUUAAAUAAAACUUGGAUUAUUUUUUUUUUUCUGAAAUGCACAAAUUAAUAGUAACGCUUUAGAAUUCUUUUUAAAACUUUUGGAGAAAAAAAUAAAUUAAAUCAAAGACUGAAGAUGUGCAAACUUUGGGACAAACUCUCCACAGCUUUUUUUGGAGUUUGUCGGUGGAGAAGGAGGGCAAGUGGAAGGGCGAUUCGUGAAAUCCAAUCAUCCAGGAGCUAUAAAAUACACUGGUACACUUAGACCUGUUAAAGAAAGCUUUGGAAAUUCAGUGACGGACGUUUUCAAGGUGUUUUUCAGUGUCUUGGUCGAUGAUCUUGCAGCUGGGUGAUGCGGUCUCCCCUGUGCUAAAGUGUGGAGGAUCUCUUCACAGUCUCAUAAUGGGGUGCUGGUUUGGGAUGCACUGUACGCUUGCAUAGGUGUGAAUGGUCUUGUUACAGCAGGUCAAGCAGACAAGCAAUCAUCUAAAACGUGGACAUUUUAGAAGUAAGAAAAAUAUUGAAUUCACGUUGGGGGCGGGGGGGGGGGGGUCAGUUAAAUAAAUAAAUAAAUAAAUAAAUAAAGAAAUGUUAAUUGAAUUGACCCCCAACCCUGAAUACGUCCAGGAACUGUCCCCGCCCCUUUCAGCGGCUUAUUAACCAAUCAGCUGUUUCCCCCUGUUGACCGACGCGCUUUCAAGCCAGUAACGUGACCCAGGAGAUGCUGCUGGGUUGACCUCAGAAAUGCAAGGGGAACAGAUCUCCUCGGAGUCGGGUAUAGAAACUGAGAACUUCCUGUAGGACCAGAUCUGGUUUUAAAAUGAAAACGCGUGUUUCUUUCAAAACUCCACACUCCAGACCAGUGGAGGUGCAACACGUGGAAGAAGGAAUUUUUUUUUUAGACUUUAAACAGUAAGUUUUAUCGCUUGAGGGAGUGGAGUCCACAUCCUCCAGCUGUAGAAGUCUGUGAAUUCAAACUUCAGAGCUGAAAGACUUUGUGAAGCGUUUGUCAUUGAUACCGGAUUGAUGCACAGUCACCUUGACAAGUUAAACCUGUCCGUCCCUGUCUCUCUGAAGUAAUGCACCAUGCAGGGGGGGAGAUUCACCAAGCUUUAAACUCCAGUGCAAGGAAACUGAACGGCUGACACAGAACGGCAGGGGUGAAGCUUUGAUUAAAAUCUCUGCUUUAAAAGCAACUACCUUCAUUUUAAUUGCCCUUUGUGUAUUGUAUAUUAGUUGAUUUUUUUUAUAGUUUGGAUAAUUGUGCAGAUUUGUUUUUUUAGGUGCAGUAAAUUCACUU
Acipenser ruthenus (sterlet) is the source of this 6281-nucleotide messenger RNA. RefSeq names its product neuralized-like protein 4. The record is from RefSeq and is a predicted model, not a curated record. Gene Ontology annotation, molecular function: ubiquitin protein ligase activity. NCBI's taxonomy places the organism in Eukaryota, Metazoa, Chordata, Actinopteri, Acipenseriformes, Acipenseridae.